CAAAAUGAGCUUUAAAAAGGUUUGUUCAGGAAGCACAUAUGGGAGCUGGUCACUCCGCAUUUUGAGCCCUCCUGGAGGUGCUUAGACCUUCGGAGAGAGAAACUGAGACACAUGAGAAGGGAGAAAUGACUCAGUGGUGAGACCCUGUGGAGUCCCACCCACAACCAGCACACUGUGACCCACUGCACAAACCUCUAGCCCACAGCUCACUUCCUCCUUUAAGAAGAGAAGAGAAGAGAAAAGAAGAGGAGAGGAGAGGAGAGGAGGAAGAGAAAAGAAAAGAAAAGAAAAAGUGGGAAACAAAUAAUCUAAGAAUGAGGAGAAAGCAAGAAAAGUGACCCCCUUGUGGGCACUCCAUUGGUUUUAUGGCGCCUCUACUUGCUGGAGUUUGUGUAAAACAAAAAUAUUAUGGUCUUUGUGCACAUUUACAUCAAGGGAUUGAGGUGCAGAGGGACGGCCAAGGACGCAACGGGCACCGAGAAGGCAGGAAAGACUCAGAGCUCAGCCUGGACAGCACAGCCAGGUGUCAGGUGCGUCUCUGCUGAUCUGAGUCAGCUUGCAGCAUGGACCUGGAUCUUCCUUGAAGCAUCUCCAGGGCUGGAGAGACGACUGCCAUGCACCAAGGGCUCAUCCAUGCGCAGAGCAGGGCAGUGGGAGGAGACGCCAUGACCCCAAUCCUCACAGUCCUGAUCUGUCUCGGGCUGAGUCUGGGCCCCAGGACCCACGUGCAGGCAGGGCACCUCCCCAAGCCCACCCUCUGGGCUGAGCCAGGCUCUGUGAUCACCCAGGGGAGUCCCGUGACCCUCAGGUGUCAGGGGAGCCAGGAGACCCAGGAGUACCAUCUAUAUAGAGAAAAGAAAACAGCACGCUGGAUUACACGGAUCCCACAGGGGCUUGUGAAGAAGGGCCAGUUCCCCAUCCCAUCCAUCACCUGGGAACACGCAGGGCGGUAUGGCUGUUUCUACGGUAGCCACACUGCAGGCUGGUCAGAGCCCAGUGACCCCCUGGAGCUGGUGGUGAUAGGAGCCUACAUCAAACCCACCCUCUCAGCCCAGCCCAGCCUUGUGGUGACCUCAGGAGGAAGCGUGACCCUCCAGUGUGUCUCACAGGUGGCAUUUGGUGGCUUCACUCUGUGUAAGGAAGCAGAAGAUGAACACCCACAAUGCCUGAACUCUCAGCCCCGUACCCGUGGGUGGUCCUGGGCCAUCUUUUCCGUGGGCCCCGUGAGCCCAAGUCGCAGGUGGUCGUACAGGUGCUAUGGUUAUGAGUCGAGCUCUCCCUAUGUGUGGUCUUUACCCAGUGAUCUCCUGGAGCUCCUGGUCCCAGGCGUUUCUAAGAAGCCAUCACUCUCAGUGCAGCCAGGCCCUGUCUUGGCCCCUGGGGAGAGCCUGACCCUCCAGUGUGGCUCUGAUGUCGGCUAUGACAGAUUCGCUCUGUACAAGGAGGGAGAACGUGACUUACUCCAGCGCCCUGGCCGGCAGCCCCAGGUUGGGCUCUCCCAGGCCAACUUCACCCUGGGCCCUGUGAGCCGCUCCCACGGGGGCCAGUACAGAUGCUACGGUGCACGCACCGUCUCCUCCGAGUGGUCGGCCCCCAGUGACCCCCUGGACAUCCUGAUAGCAGGACAGAUCCGUGACACACCCUUCAUCUCACUGCAUCCGGGCCCCACGGUGUCCUCAGGAGAGAAUGUGACCCUGCUGUGUCGGUCAUGGUGGCAGUUCCACACUUUCCUUCUGACCAAGGCGGGGGCAGCUGAUGCCCCCCUCCGUCUAAGAUCAAUACAUGAAUAUCCUAAGUACCAGGCUGAAUUCCCCAUGAGUCCUGUGACUUCAGCCCACGCGGGGACCUACAGGUGCUACGGCUCACUCAGCUCCAACCCCUACCUGCUGUCUCACCCCAGUGACCCUCUGGGGUUGGUGGUCUCAGGACCCUCUGGGGGCGCCAGCUCCCCCACAACAGGCCCCACCUCCAUACCUGCAGGCCCUGAGGACCAGCCCGUCACCCCCACGGGGUCGGAUCCCCAGAGUGGUCUGGGAAGGCACCUGGGGGUUGUGACCAGUGUAUUGGUGGCCUUCGUCCUACUGCUCCUCUUCCUCUUCCUCGUCCUCCGACAUCGACGUCAGGGCAAACACUGGACAUCGGCCCAGAGAAAGGCUGAUUUCCAACAUCCUGCAGGGGCUGUGGAGCCAGAGCCCAGAGACAGAGGCCUGCAGAGGAGGUCCAGCCCCGCUGCCGACGCCCAGGAAGAAAACCCCUAUGCUACCGUGAAGGACACACAGCCUGAGGAUGGGGUGGAGCUGGACACUCGGCAGAGCCCACACGAUGAAGACCCCCAGGCAGUGACGCAUGCCCCCGUGAAACACUCCAGACCUAGGAGAGAAAUGGCCUCCCCUCCCUCCCCACUGUCUGAGGAAUUCCUGGACACAAAGGACACACAGGCAGAAGAGGACAGGCAGAUGGACACUGAGGCUGCUGCAUCUGAAGCCCCCCAGGAUGUGACCUACGCCCAGCUGCACAGCUUGACCCUCAGACGGGAGGCAACUGAGCCUCCUCCAUCCCAGGAACGGGAACCUCCAGCUGAGCCCAGCGUCUACGCCACCCUGGCCAUCCACUAGCCCAGGGGGCACCCAGACUCCACACUCCAUGGAGUCUGGAAUGCAUGGGAGCUGCCCCCAGUGGACACCAUUGAACCCCAGUCAGCCUGGAUCUAUGCCAGGAGACUCUGGGAAUUUUAGGGGUCACUCAAUUCUGCAGUAUAAAUAACUAAUAUGUCUACAUUUUUGAAAUAAAGCAACAGACUUCUCAAUAAUCAAUGAAGUAGCUGAGGAAACUAAAAGUCAGAAAGUGCAUUAAACUGAAUCACAAUGUAAAUAUUACACAUCAAACGAUGAAAUUGGAAAACUACAAGCCACAAAUGAAUGAAUUAGAAAAGGAAAAAAAGUAGGAAAUGAAUGAUCUUGGCUUUCCUACAAGAGAUUUAGGGCCAGGUGAGGUGGGUCACGCGUGUAAUUCCAUCACUUUGGGAGGCCGAAGCAGGCAGAUCACGAGUUCAGGAGUUCGAGACCAUCCUGGCCAACAUGGUGAAACCCCGUCUCUCCUAAAAAUACAAAAAUUAGCGGGGCAUGGUGGUGGGCGUGCCUGUAAUCUCAGCUAUUUGGGAGGCUGAGGCAGGAGAAUCGCUUGAACCAGGGAGUCAGAGGUUUCAGUGAGCCAAAAUCGCGUCACUGCUCUCCAGCCUGGCGACAGAGGGAGACUCCAUCUCAAAUUAAAAAAAAAAGAGAGAAAGAAAAAGAGAAAAAAGAAAUUUAGAAGAAUAACAA
Pongo pygmaeus (Bornean orangutan) is the source of this 3320-nucleotide messenger RNA. Its product is annotated as leukocyte immunoglobulin-like receptor subfamily B member 1. Gene Ontology annotation, molecular function: inhibitory MHC class I receptor activity. The transcript has 17 exons. NCBI's taxonomy places the organism in Eukaryota, Metazoa, Chordata, Mammalia, Primates, Hominidae. The coding region runs from base 615 to 2615 and encodes 666 amino acids. Gene Ontology annotation, biological process: immune response-regulating signaling pathway; interleukin-10-mediated signaling pathway. The record is from RefSeq and is a predicted model, not a curated record. Gene Ontology annotation, cellular component: plasma membrane.